Messenger RNA from Theobroma cacao (cacao), 1415 nucleotides. Its product is annotated as purine permease 3-like. Lineage: Eukaryota; Viridiplantae; Streptophyta; Magnoliopsida; Malvales; Malvaceae. Gene Ontology annotation, cellular component: membrane. The record is from RefSeq and is a predicted model, not a curated record. Gene Ontology annotation, molecular function: purine nucleoside transmembrane transporter activity.
UGUGCUUCUGUCACACGCACUUGAUCACACCAACCUGCUUUCAUAUUACCGUAAAAGCACACGGACAAGAGACUUUGCUUUCAUAAUACGUACAUACAGUAGAGAAAAGAUCACUCUACACUGCUUUGUCUCUGCUAAUCAUGGAGGUCAAGGAAGCCGAACCAAACUCCAGCAUGAGAAGAGCUCUCCUAGUGAUAAACUGCUUCGUCUUAGCCAUAGGCAACUGCGGUGGCCCACUUAUGAUGCGCCUCUACUUCAUCCAUGGUGGGAAACGAGUCUGGUUCUCGAGCUGGCUCGAAACUGGUGGUUGGCCCAUCAUGCUUUUCCCCAUCGCCUGGGCUUACUUGCACCGUCGUAGGACCCAACCCACAUCAAGAAACAAGUUCUUCUUCAUGAAACCACCCUUGUUCAUUGCCUCCGCGGUCAUCGGAAUCCUUACGGGCUUUGAUGACUACCUCUACGCCUACGGCGUCGCCCGUCUCCCCAUUUCAACCUCUUCUUUAAUCAUCGCAGCGCAAUUGGCUUUCACAGCAGGGUUUGCUUUCCUUUUGGUGAAGCAAAAGUUCACUUCUUAUUCCAUAAACGCUGUGUUUUUGUUAACCAUAGGAGCCGGCGUUCUAGCUCUGAAUACGAGCAGUGACCGGCCUGAGAAUGAAUCAAACAAGGAAUACGUUAUGGGGUUCCUAAUGACUAUUGCAGCAGCGGUGUUGUAUGGAUUUAUUUUGCCCCUGGUGGAGUUAAUGUACAAGAAGGCAAAGCAGGAAAUCAGCUACGCCCUUGUGAUGGAGAUUCAGAUGGUGAUGUGUUUGUUUGCUACUGUGUUUUGCACCGUUGGGAUGCUGGUUAACAACGAUUUCAAGGUAAUUUCAAGGGAAGCAAGGGAAUUCGGGCUUGGCGAAACAAAGUAUUAUGUUGUGGCGAUUUCGAGUGCAAUAAUAUGGCAGGGUUUCUUCUUGGGAGCAAUAGGAGUAAUCUUUUGUGCUUCAUCUUUGGUAUCGGGUAUUAUGAUUGCAGUUCUAUUACCUGUAACAGAGAUUCUGGCAGUAAUUUUCUUAAAAGAAAAGUUUCAAGCAGAAAAAGGUGUAGCUCUUGCACUCUCACUCUGGGGAUUCGUUUCGUACUUCUACGGUGAAAUAAAGCAGACCAAGAAAAAGAAACGAGCUCUUGAAACAGAAAUGCCACCGGUUCCCACUAGUCCGGAAACUGUUUAGAAAUAUUGGUGAUCCGAGCAAAUCCAAGCUAUAAUUAUCUUUGAAUAUUGCUCGAAACAUUUGCAAAAGAGAAUAGAAAUUUAUCCUAGUUAGGUAAGAAAUGGCCUUCGUAUGUUCUUGUAAGACUUCGAUUUUCUAUUAUUUCGGCUUUUAAAGACCGAAAACUAUAUAUUGAUACAUAAAAUUCUCAAAGUUUCUUUGUCA